AUGAAAUCGAUUAUUCUGAUUUUAAGCUUUUUGUGCUGCGUUUUUAGCAGCAAGUUAAUUUCUUUAAAACUUAAUGAAAUAAAAUUUGAUGAAAAAACAGAUAAUUAAUACUUUGCAUCUAAUAUGCCACUUUAGCAUAGAUUAAGGCAUUAAUAAAGCUUUGAAUAAGAUAAUCUUACUGAAAUUGACCUUACUGAUAACUAUAAGUCUUACUAUUAUGUAAAUCUGUAAAUAGGAUCACCUCCAUAAAAUUUUAAAUUAUCUGUUGAUACAGGUUCUUCUGAUUUAUGGGUAUAAAGUAUAGAUUGUAAAGAAAGUAGUUGUGUGAAGCAUUAAAGAUUUAAUUAUACAGCAUCUAAUACAUUUAAAAAGACAGAUAGAAAUUUCUCAAUUCACUAUUUAGGAGGAGAUGUUAAAGGUAAUGUUAGUUAGGAUAAACUGACUUUUGGAGGUUUCACAAUUAACGACUACUGUUUUGGAAUGGCAUAUCAGUCUAGUACUCUAUUUUAAUAAGUUUCAUUUGAUGGUAUUUUAGGACUAGCAUUUACAUCUAUUUCAAGUAUAAAAUCUCCAACAGUAAUUGAUAUGCUAUAUCAGGAAGGAAAAAUUAGUGAGAAUUCAUUUUCUAUUUACCUUUCUUCUAAAUAAAAUACAAAUGAAUCAGAAUUGAUAUUAGGGGGAUUUAAUCCUAUUUAUGCUGAAACAGAAUUUAAAUUUUAUCCUAUUUAUAAAGAUUAUCAAUAUGUCCUGAAAGGGAACUAUUUAAAAUUCAAUAAUUUAAAAAUUGAUGUAAGCACAGUAAUUAUUGAUAGUGGAACAAGCACAAUUUCUGGUGAUGAAAAUAUAUUAGGACCAAUCGCAUAAGCAUUUCCUUCUACAAUAGACUGUUACAACAUUACAGGGUUUCCAUCUAUUUUCAUCAAUUUUGAUGGAGAUGAUUAUGAACUUUUACCCGAAGACUACAUUUAUUCUUACACAUACAAAGGAGUGUUAAAUUGCAGAUUGGGCAUUAAAUAUUUUUAACUUAAAAACCCAGGCUAAAUUAUCCUUGGUGAUACUUUUAUGAGAAAGUAUUAUACAUACUUCGACAAAACAAAUAACAGAAUAGGAUUUGCAAAGGCUGCUUAAAAAUAAACAGUUUAAAUUUGA
Tetrahymena thermophila SB210 is the source of this 1149-nucleotide messenger RNA. RefSeq names its product eukaryotic aspartyl protease. Gene Ontology annotation, biological process: proteolysis. The record is from RefSeq and is a predicted model, not a curated record. Gene Ontology annotation, molecular function: aspartic-type endopeptidase activity. The transcript has a single exon. Lineage: Eukaryota; Ciliophora; Oligohymenophorea; Hymenostomatida; Tetrahymenidae.